Drosophila willistoni is the source of this 3160-nucleotide messenger RNA. RefSeq lists its product as uncharacterized. The coding region runs from base 183 to 2921 and encodes 912 amino acids. The transcript has 7 exons. Gene Ontology annotation, cellular component: endoplasmic reticulum membrane. The record is from RefSeq and is a predicted model, not a curated record. Lineage: Eukaryota; Metazoa; Arthropoda; Insecta; Diptera; Drosophilidae.
GAAAAAAAAACUGCAUAUAAAGUGAUAAAAAAAGUGUUGACGUUGCAACUGCAAAGACGGUAAAAAAAAACCGAGCUAAGAAAGCAAAAUAACCCAACGUAACUUGAAAUUAGUGGAAGGAGAACACAGAACUUAAGAGAGAGCUCACACCCACACGGCUUGUUCGUUCAAGAUAUGCAAAUAUGGAUUUCCACAUUCUGAUUGUCAUCGGCUGUGUGCUUAGCGCUUCGGUUCUCUCAUUUUUGUUCAUCAACAAGAUCUUCAGACGCAAAACCUUUGAGGAAGUUGUGGCCGAAAAACGUGCCCUUAGUGCUAAUCUCUAUAAGGCAGGUGGCGGCGGUGGUGCUGGCUCCAAGAAACCCAAGAAAAAGGAAUUGAAACGUGAAAAGAAGCAACGCCAACGGGAACAGCAAAAGCCAGAUGCCAGCAAUAAUGAGGCCGAUGAGGAUUAUUCCGAUGGCCAAUCGGAAGGUCAGGCUUCGGUAGAAGAAGAUGCUGCUGCCGUAGUAUUGCCUGGGUUGUCCAAGCAACAUGUUGAAUUUGAGCCAGAUGCUGAGAUAUUGACUGAAAACCGCAGAUCUAGCAAUGCCGAGAAGGAGAAUCAACCAACAGCAGCAGCUGGUAAAAAGGGAAAGAAGGACAAGCGUAAUGGACCCAAGAGCGGUGGAGCUAGUUCUGUGGCUGGAAUUUUGGUGAAUAAAAAUGAGGCAGUUGCCGUCAAGUUGGGAGCAGCUGGAGCAACCAAUGGAGAGGAGACAGCUACACCAACCUUAAAUAAUUUCGAGGUGCGAGCUCCCAAGGAUGUUGUUGAAUUGAAGAAGCAGGAGCAAAAGGAACGCAAAGAGGAUAACAACAACAAACAGCAAGCUCAAAAGAAGAACGGAUCAGUGACCAAAAAGGAGAAGUUCAUUGAAUUGGAUGCUUCCGCUCCGGCUUCAACGGCUUCCGUAGCCCCCGCUGUGCCUGUUCAGGUGACCAAGCAAAUCAUCAAGCAACAACAACAAACUGGUUCACCCAAAACCCAGCAUAAUCAGACAAACAACAAGACCAAACAGCAGCAGCAGCACAACAACAAGCAAAGGCAAAAGGAAUCCCUCACAGCCAAGGAUUUAGCCCAGGCUCUCGAUAAACUUGCCGAACAUCAGAAUCAAUCUUUUGGUGUCUCUGCCCUGAUGAAUGUAUUCGCCCGCACUGAACUGAACCGCUCCGAAAUUCAAAUACUUAUUGAUUAUUUGCUAAACAAGCAACAGGAUAUGCCCGCUUCGCAUGCCGAAUGGUCCGAUGACAUUUGCCAGAAGCUCAAGCGCCAACUUGAGGAGAAGGAGAAACUAUUGGCCGAUGAGCAGGAGGCUUCUAUUGGCAUUCAGGCGAAAUUGCGUGAAUUGCGCCAGGAGAUUAACACGGAACGCGCCCAGAUGCAUGCACGCAUUCAGGCCUACAACGACAAGCUCCAGAGCAAGGAACAGGAGCUAUCGGCUCUCAAUCAGGAAUUGGCCAAUGCCAAUGACAAGUUGGCAAUCGAACGUCAACAGUUUCAGGCCAUGCUCCGCGAAAAACAGGCUAGCACCGAUCUAUUGCCCCAGUUGCAACGUCUUCAGCAGGAUCUUGCCCACAAGGAGAAAUGCUUAAGCGAGAUGACUGCCUUUGUCACUUCCGAGUCGGAAAAGAAGAACGAAAUCAUUCAGGCGCAAACUCAGCGUAUAUUGUCCCUGGAGCAACAGUGCGAGGAAUUGGAGGUGCGUCAGAACAAUAGCAUCUUUGAGCUGGAGCAGCGCAAGCAAUUGGAAACUGAGAACUCUGAACUCAAAGUGGAGCGCUGCAAUCUGCACAACGCUUUGGAGUCUGCCCAAUCAGAACUGAAACGUGUCUGCAAUUCGGAGUUACAAGAACUGCGCCAGCAAAUUGUUGCCUUGGAGACCAACAAUCAGAAUCUAACUCAGCAAUUGAAUCAGGCCAAUAGUAAUGCCGUCCAGGCGACGGCCGCGCAAUCGGAACAGGCCCAAGUCCAAUCCGAGGCCUUGGUCCAAAAGCAAAAUGAACUGAGUUCCCUGCAAGGUCAAAUCAGUUCUCUCAACGAUGACAAGACCAAGCAGCAGCAAUUGGCCACCACAUUGCAGUCCCAAUUAAAGGACGCGCAAGAAAAGGCCAAGCAGUUGCAGGCCAAAGAGCGCCAACUGGAGCAGGAAUUGCAAGAGCAGCGUGAAAAGAAUAAUGAUGUUCGUUUGAAAAAUUGGAAGUUGAUUGAAGCGUUGCAAAAUGCCGAAGCAACAACAGCAAAGACGAAAGCAAAUACAGCGCAAUCCUUAGGCCAACAACAGAAACAGUUGCAGCAACAACAGCAGCAGCAGCAGCAAAAGGCUGCCUCCGAUACAAAUGGCGGAGCAAUACCAUCCUCCUCAGCAUCAUCAUCAUCCUCCAGUUCAGUAAAAUCGGAACAGCAGCGUAUACGUGAGCUGUACCAGCGUUUGUAUCCAGAUGCUGUUAAACUGUUAGCGGCCACCGCAUUGAACGCAUCCUUCGAUGAGUGGCUGGAGCAGGUGCUGGCCACACACAUUAAGCAGCAGCAGGAGAAGCAGACAACGCUGAGCAGUAGUCAUAAGUCCACACAAUCAAACAACAGCAACAAUAUUAGUAAUAACCAUAGUACCACAACCACCACCAGCAACCCAAUUAGUAGCAAUAAUAGUAGUUUGAAUAGCAAAUCCUCCAUUGAGCAGCUGGAGCUGCACAAACAGAAUCUACAAUUGCGUACUUGCAAUGAUAAGCUCACACAGUUGGUCACAAAAACGACCAACACUUUGGUGGAUUUGGAGCAGCGUGCACGCGAACAGGAUGAACAUUGGCGUAGCAUUGUUAGCCAAAAGGAGGAGCUUAUUACCAAGCUACAGCAGCAUGCCUCAAAUGGCGAGCAAGACAUUUAAUGUCGCCGAGUAAACGCUGCUCAGAAGAACCACAACGAUAAUUUACCACAAAAUGUUUGUCCAAAACUUCCAACCACACAAUACUAAAAACAAAAACAAUUUUGGCAAACAACAAUAACAACAACAUUUCUAACAAUCUAUUAAGUUUAAAGUGAAAUAUUAUGUAUGAAAACAAGCAAUUAAUAUAUGAGAAGAUGAGAGAGAGUAAGAAAUGAUAUACGAAACAUGCCCAACAACAA